Triticum aestivum (bread wheat) is the source of this 1325-nucleotide messenger RNA. RefSeq names its product hypersensitive-induced response protein-like protein 1. The transcript has 5 exons. The record is from RefSeq and is a predicted model, not a curated record. The coding region runs from base 225 to 1088 and encodes 287 amino acids. NCBI's taxonomy places the organism in Eukaryota, Viridiplantae, Streptophyta, Magnoliopsida, Poales, Poaceae.
GGUGGGCACACAGACAGACUCACUGCCACUUCACCGCACCGCUCCCCCCUUUCCCCACUCUUCUCCAACCCCCGGACGGAGGUGAAGAACCCAAAAACCCUCAUUUCCCCCUCUUUCUUCCUCAUUAAUCGUGUGAGAUCCGGGCAUUUCUUCGUUGUGGCUCCUCUGCUCCCGGAUCCUGCUCUGCUUUUUGGUGCUAGCGGAAGUGAUCGGAAGCCUGCAGUAUGGGCAAUCUGUGCUGCUGUGUUCAAGUUGACCAGUCCACCGUGGCCAUCAGGGAGCAGUUUGGGAAGUUUGACAGUGUGCUUGAGCCAGGAUGCCACUGCCUGCCUUGGAUCUUUGGGAAACGUGUAGUUGGCCAUCUCACACUCAGGUUGCAGCAGCUGGAUGUGCGCUGUGAAACUAAGACAAAGGACAAUGUGUUUGUCACUGUUGUUGCAUCGAUUCAGUACCGACCUCUGGCUGGCAAAGAAAGUGACGCAUACUACAAACUGACCAACACAAGAUCCCAGAUUCAAGCCUAUGUCUUUGAUGUGAUCAGGGCAAGUGUUCCAAAGCUCAACCUGGAUGAUGCUUUCGUGCAGAAGAACGAUAUAGCAAAGGCUGUGGAGGAUGAACUUGAAAAGGCUAUGUCGGCAUAUGGCUUUGAGAUCGUGCAGACCCUCAUUGUCGACAUCGAGCCAGAUGCGCAUGUCAAGCAGGCGAUGAAUGAGAUCAAUGCAGCUGCAAGGAUGAGGGUGGCUGCAAACGAGAAGGCGGAGGCUGAGAAGAUUGUCCAGAUCAAGCGUGCCGAGGGUGAAGCAGAGGCCAAGUACCUGUCUGGCCUCGGUAUCGCCCGCCAGCGCCAGGCCAUUGUGGAUGGCCUGAGGGACAGCGUCCUGGGCUUCUCAGUCAAUGUGCCUGGCACCACUGCAAAGGAUGUGAUGGACAUGGUGCUGAUCACCCAGUACUUCGAUACUAUGAAAGAGAUUGGCGCGUCCUCCAAGUCCUCGGCGGUGUUCAUCCCCCAUGGCCCUGGUGCGGUGCGCGACAUCGCCACGCAGAUCCGUGACGGUCUUCUUCAAGGCCAGUCUGCCUCUGACAACUAGCAGUUUGCUUCGCCGGCAUGAACUUUGAAGCUGCUGGUGGUUUGUGGUUUGCUAGCUAUUGCCUACAGUACUGUCUAAUAUGAUGCAUGCCGUAUUAUUUAUGAACCUAUAUGGAACCAUAUGUGGAUCGUGGCAUGCCAUGCCUUAGGUUGAUGUGCAGUAACAAAACCUUUAACCUUGUGUGAAUGCAGGAUGAUAUAAGUGUGUUAUGAAAUGUUGGUGAUGAACUUGAUCUAA